This is a messenger RNA of Closterium sp. NIES-65, 3222 nucleotides long. Lineage: Eukaryota; Viridiplantae; Streptophyta; Zygnematophyceae; Desmidiales; Closteriaceae. The record is from the annotation of a GenBank genome assembly.
AUGGCGCAUAAUCCGUUCCCGGAAUCAUGCCCCGUCUCUGAAUUCGCAACGCUAGGCAGAAGCCUGCAGCGGUGUGGCAAGAGCUGUCGGCUUCGGUGGGCCAACUACCUGCGGCCGGACCUGAAGCGAGGCACGUUCACGUGCGCGGAGGAGGACCUCAUCGUGGCGCUGCACAAGAGCAUGGGCAACAGGUGGGCGAAGAUAGCGCUGGAGCUGCCAGGGCGCACGGACAACGACAUCAAGAACCACUGGAACACGCGCAUCAAGAAGAAGCUCCGAGAGGAAGGGCUCGACCCCGACACGCACCUCCCCCUCUCCUCCCUCCCGCCAGAUCACGUACCCAGCAAGCCGCACAAGAGGGGCCCUCCCCCAGGUAGUGCCUCCACCCGCCCUCACAAGGGCGUCAAGAAGGCCCCCUUUCCUCUUGCUUCCACUGCUGCCACUGCAAGCACCGCGCAUGCAGCUCUUACUGCCGUGGUUCCAGGUCUUCAGAACACUGCUGCUGCUGCCACUGCUCUUUCUGAUCAUCAUGCUGCUUCUGCUGCGGCUGCUGCUGCUGCUGCUGCUGCUGCAUGCCUUACGCCUCCGGAUCCUUUCACUGCUGCUGCUUCCGCUGCUGUUGAUGAUGAUGGUGGUGUUGCGGCAACACUUCUUCCCCUGCCUCCUCCUGCCACACAUGGUACCGCUCCUCCUCCCCCCCUCGCCAACCCCACAGCCGCCACCGCAGGUCCAUCUACCUCUGCUUCCGCCUCUAUCUCUACCACCUCUGCCUCCUCCUCCCUCAAUCUCCCCUCCUCUCUCCCCUCCUCUCUCCCACUCUCUCUCCCCACACACGCGCCCAGCCACCCUGCGCCCCUCCAUCUUCCAGCCUUUGCUGCCACGUCUGCUGGUGGGAAUGCCUCAGGAGGCCAGUAUAGGUCGAAAGUGGAGCGGAUGGGUGUGGAGGAAGGGAGGGGAGGUGGAGGAGAGCAGUGUUUUCCCCAGGGGCAAAUGAAGGAAGAGAUGAGGGAGGAGGAGGAAGAGGAGGAGGAGGAGGAGGAGGAGGAGGAGGAGGAGGAGGAGGAGGAGGAGGAGGAGGAGGAGGAGGAGGAGGAGGAGGAGGAGGAGGAGGAGGAGGAGGAGGAGGAGGAGGAGGAGGAGGAGGAGGAGGAGGAGGAGGAGGAGGAGGAGGAGGAGGAGGAGGAGGAGGAGGAGGAGGAGGAGGAGGAGGAGGAGGAGGAGGAGGAGGAGGAGGAGGAGGAGGAGGGAGAAGAUGGAGAGAGCAGCAGAAAGGAUCAGCAGCAAUGGAGAGCUUGGAGCAAGCAGCUAAGGGGCUUGAGAGCCUUCUUACAGUUGCAACGGCUCAAGUCAGCGUAUGGUGCCGUGGGUGGUGGUGGUGGUGGUGUUGGUGGAAACAGGGACGCAUGGGCAAAGGCUGAGGAGCAGGGGGGGCUGUUUGAGACGUCUCAAAAGUCGUAUGGUGCCAUGGGUGGUGGUGGUGGUGGUGGUGGUGGUGGUGGUAACAGGGACGCAUGGGCCAAGGUUGAGGAGCAGGGGGCGGCGGAGGGGCAGCGAGCAGCGGCAAGCGCAGCUCUGGCACUACUGGGUGGGAAUGGCGUGUGGCGGAGUGAGAUGAGAGGCGGGCAACGAGGCAGAGGGGGGGUGCAGGGGGUGAAGGGCGAGGAGGGGCUCACACGGGAGGAUGGGAUGAGGGAGGAAAGGGGGAGGGAGAGUGAGAGAGGAGAGCGCAGGGGUUUUGAAGGGGGUGGGGAGAUGGGGGAGGGUGAGAGGGAGUUUGAGGGCGAUGGGGGAGGAUAUGGUGAGCACCUGCAGCGCGUGGCAUCGCUGCUUGCUGCCUCCAACCACCUGCCUCGUCCUGUGGGAGCGGCAGUGCCGGGGGUAACAGGAACAGGAAUGGAGGCUGGUGCUGGGGGUAGCGCUGCUGCUAUGGCAGCAGCAGCAGCGGCAGGAGCUGCUGCUGCUGCUGCUGCUGCUGCUGCUGGUGCUGCUGCUGCUGCUGGAGGGUCGUCUGGAGCAAUCGGAUCAUCAUCUACAUUUCUCCACCCUUACCCUCACCCCCCCUCAGGGCAGGUGCGUGGGGCGUGGGGGCGUGGAGAAGGGGCUGAGGGAGGAGAGGAGGAAGAAGAAGAGGAGGGGAAGGCAAUGCAGCAGGGGCAGAGCGAACAACCGAGGGGCGACGAUAAGGGAAGAAGGCUCAGAGAAUUAGAUCAAAAGGGGGGUGCUGGUGGUGAUGGUGGCAAUUGUGACGCUGCUGGUGAUGAAGAGGAGAACAAAAUCCCAGGCAGGAGAAGGGGGUUUGGGUCGCAGGAGCAACGGCAGAGUCAGGGUGCAGAGGAAGGUGAUGGAGAGAGGGUGGUCGGGGGAAGAACACAGACAGGGGCAGCAGCAGGGACAGGUGGAGAAAGGGAAGAUGAUAGAGUUGAAAACAGGAUUGGAGUCCAUGGGGCAGCGAUGGCCAGUUCUGGGACAUGGCAUCUGAAACAACAGAGACGGAGGGGGUGUCCAUGGGGCAGCGACGGCCAGUUCUGGGACAUGGCAUCAGAAACAACAGAGAUGGAGGGGGUGGUGCUGCCGAGCCCGCACAUCAUCCCGCCUACGCCCUUCAGUGCGGCUUUCCCCAAGCCGCACAGCGCGGGCGCAGCCGUGCGGGAGCUCACGGCGUUUGACAAGCCCUUGGUGUCCCCUGCUGUGCCCUUCUUUCCGCGCACGCGCUCGUUUAUGAAGAUGGUGCGGAGUAUUGCGGAGGAGGAGGGGGCGGAAGGGCAGGAGGGGGUAGAGGGAGGGGAGGGGCAGGGAGGGCAAGAGGGGCAGGAGGGGCAGGAGCGGCAGGAGGAACAGGAGGGGCAGGAGGGGCGGGAGGAGGAUGUGGAAGGGCGGGGUGGGAACAGUGGCGGUGUUGGCGAGGGUGCUGGUGAUGAUGGUGCCAGUGGAAGAGACGCUUCUGGUGCUGCUGCUGCUGCUGGUGAUGGUGGUGGUGGUGUUGGUGGUGGUGGUGUGGAGAGUGGUGAUGGUUGUGGGGGGAGUGGUAAUGAUGAUGGCGAUGGUGCUGGUGGUUUGAGCGGAGGGAGUGCCAGCGGUAGUGGUGCCGCGGCGGACCCGUCAACGAGUCUGGUGUCUCCGUUGCCGCUCAGCUACUCGCGCUCCAAUGCUGCGCCACGCACUAUCCCGCCACGCCCCUGGCUCUCCCUCGACAUCCACGACGCGCCUGACGACGCUCGCUGA